Messenger RNA from Leptonychotes weddellii (Weddell seal), 671 nucleotides. The record is from RefSeq and is a predicted model, not a curated record. Lineage: Eukaryota; Metazoa; Chordata; Mammalia; Carnivora; Phocidae.
AUGGGGUGGAAAUGGGGUAAGGGCAUCCAAGCAACAGCUAACCUAUCCUUGUCUUCUUUGCAGUGGCAAGCCAUCUCUCUGACAGUCAUUGAGAAGGUUCAGAUUGCAGCCGCCAUCUUGGGUUCCCUCUUCCUCAUCGCCAGUAUCUCUUGGCUUAUCUGGUCAACCUUCAGUCCCUCAGCAAAAUGGCAGCGCCAAGAUCUCCUCUUCCAGAUCUGCUAUGGGAUGUACGGAUUCAUGGAUGUGGUGUGCAUAGGUCUCAUCGUGCACGAGGGACCCUCCGUGUACCGCAUCUUUAAACGCUGGCAGGCUGUCAACCAGCAGUGGAAAGUGCUGAACUAUGACAAGACGAAAGACCUGGAGGAUCAAAAGUCGGGAGGCAGGACAAACCCCCGGACCUCCUCAGCCACCCAGGCCAAUGCCCCCUCCUCAGAAGAGGAGGCCGGGGACACCCCGGGCCCUGAAGAAGGCCCUGCUCGGGCGGCCAGCCAUCCCUCAGGCCCUCUGUCCGAUCACCACUGUGCUUACACCAUCCUGCACAUCUUGAGUCACUUACGGCCUCAUGAACCGCGGAGCCCCCAGGGCGGGAGCCGGGAGCUUGUCAUGAGGGUCACGACAGUGUGAGAGGAGACACCUGAAAGGGAGGCCGUGACCAUGCACAGAGACGGGGA